GCGGCCCACGAAAGCAAAAGGAAACCUGGGCGAAACGCAAAAGGGAGAUUUAGGGAGCAAAGCAAAAGAAAGAAUCAGAGGUGGAGUGAUCAGAUUUCACAAGAAAAGGGGAGCAGCCCCAAUAAAAUAUACUAAAUAUACUAAAUAUUCUCACCCUUUUGGUAUGGGUUCGCCAACGCAUCGACUAUCAGCUGUUAGGUGGUUGCGCGUAAGCAAAACAGGAAACAACACUGCACCAAAAUCAAAAUAAUCGAAAUUAGAAAAACUCCAAACAAAACAAAAGUGGCCUCUAGGGUUCCAUAUCAAGCAACAUCACAAUUCUCGUCUUCUUCUGUUCUUGUUCAAAAGCUCUGCACCACUGUGCAAGAUCUGGCUCGCAUUAUCGCAAGUGGAGUGAUCGAGGUUUCGGAAACUCGGUUGCAUUGUGGAAUCGGUCUUCGGUAUGAAGCUAUCGAAGAGUUCGAAGAAGGUUUCUUGGGCUCCCGAUGCUAAUCUGUGUCAGGCAAAACUGUUUCGAUCAAAGGAUUGUCCUUCACAAGUUUGCUUGAAAGCUCGUGAUGGUCUUCUAGCAAAGAAAUCAUGGAUAUUGCAUUCUGAUGGCCGGGACACCAAUGGCCUCCCUCAUGGAUUCAAAGACACUCGUGUGAACCAAUCGAAGAAGAAAGUUUCGCACAUCCCUAAGAUCAAAUGGAAAUGCCCACCCAAGUUUGUCUUGAGUUCCAAUUGGCUCGUUGCAUCUGGUGAAGAAAGCCAAGAGGCAGAGGCUCAAAAGCUGAGAGAAAAUCAUGUAGUUGAAGCAGUUUAUCCUCGCAUAUCUGCUAUACCUCUUAGCCCCUCUAUUUCAUUGGACAUAGAAGAAUGCCAUCAGGAUGAUUGUGACAUCCCUCUUGUCCCCAUCACAUCCAUGGAAGAUGAAGGAACAGUGGAUACAUUGUUUGAUUUGGCAGCACCAAUCAACUCUUCCAUGAUUUCAAAGCCACCAGCCUUGUCCCAAGAUUUAUUGGCAUCUGGAAACACCUCCCAGUGCAACAGGCCUGUUCUAGAGCCACCUGCCAUUGAAAAAACUGCACUUGGCUUGUCACCGGAUGUAGAAGCUGAUAUAAUUGCUGCAGCUACUGCUGCCAUUACCAUGGUCAUGAGAUGCAAGGAGCAGGGAAGCUUGAUUGACACAGAUUUGCUCAUUAAAAUCCUUACCAACCCAAAAAUGACUGAGAAAUUGAUUAAUGAUUGUCGAGAACCUGGAGGUACCAGUACUAUACCCUUUUCUGAGUCAAAACCGGUAACUCAGUUGGUUACCGUAUCCUGUUCAGAACCUGCUAUGGUAUUGGAGCCAAGGCCAGCCAAUGAAAAUAUGUGUUAUCAACCAAAGAGGGUGCGGCCUGCUCUAGAUUCAAGGUCUCCCCAAGAAGAUACUUUUCCAGUCUCUAGGUCAAAGCAAGUUGCUCAUCGAGUUCCCUUACCUCACACAAAUGGGAAUAUGUGUUCUCUACCAGGCGACAAGAGACCUGCUCUAAAUUCAAGCCCUCUCCAGCCAGAUAACUUUCCAAUCUCGUGUUCAAAGCCUGUCACCCUUCCAAAGCCAGAAAGUGGAAACAUUUAUCCUCUGCCCAAUGGGAUGCUACCAGACUCAAAUUCAAGGCUUUCCAUACCCAAUACUGUUACAGUUUCUUUGUCCCCAGCUCCCUUACCCAGCAAAGGACCUAAUAUGGUUUUGUUGUCUCAGCCAGCAAAAGUUAACUUAUGUUCCAUUCCAAAUGAUGUGCAACCUGCCAUAAAUUUGAGACCUCCCCAAGCAGAUGCUGUCCAAUUCUCUAGGUCAAAGCCAGCAAAUGGAAACAUGUAUUCUCUUGUAGAUGAGGUGCUAGCUGCUGCCUCAAAUUCCAGGCCUCCCCAGCUAGAUACUGUUCCCGUCUCUAGUUCAAAGCCUGUCAGUCUUUCGGUUCCCGUUUUACCCAGCAUAGAAGUUGAUAUGGUUGCCACACAGAAGGCAGCAAAUGAAAACUUCUACCCUUUAUGGAGUGGGUCGGGAUCUACUGUAAGCACAAGGUAUUCUCGAGAGCCUAUGGUUCCAUUAUCUGGGUUUAAUCCUGCACCUCUCUUGGUUCGCUCUUCUGUCCUAGAGCCUAGGGUUUUGUCACCAAGACCAACAAAUGGAAACUUGCACAACAUACUGAAAGGAGUACAACCAACUUUAAACACAACACCAACUUUACCAGACAUCUUGCCAACAUCCUCUUUCAAAGCUAUAAAAUCUCAUGUGAAGGACGUCAACUACUAUAAGAGCCUCGUUAAGCAACACGGAGGAGAAAAGCAAGGAACUCAGGAUCAAAUCAUCCCACAGUAUGCUAACCAUGAAAAUUACCUUCAAGGCAUGGAACUGAUACAGAACUUCAAACCAACAGAAUUGAAACCGAAGUCUCAGAAGUCUUGCAUCUUCUAUAACAGCCCAACAGGAUGUCGAAAUGGAACCAAUUGCCCUUACCAGCAUGACACGUUCUCUCAAUUGCGUUGUGGCAGCAUGCUGGAAGAUAAAAGGGCAAAGAGAAUGAAACUAGAUGGGAAAAUUACAGGCAGAAAAUAAUCGAGGCGGUAACUGGUGGUAUGGUUUUUCAACUUAUGUAGGUUCAUAUUUCCAUAAUCCCCCACAUAAAACUACACGGUUGCACUUCAUCAUAAUCACAAGUGCACCACCCACUCGUUACCUUAUCUUCCCAUUCAUAGUGCAUAGAACACCUCCUUGAGAGGUUAAAAUAAAAUGUCUAAGAGGAACUUUUACUGACAGUCUUACAUUUACUUUCUAAGACUUGAAAAUCCUAGUUUAGAAAUUUUCACACUUUUUUUAAUCAUAUGAUGCUGAUCAUUUCGUGUGCA
This is a messenger RNA of Vitis vinifera (wine grape), 2871 nucleotides long. RefSeq names its product zinc finger CCCH domain-containing protein 30. Bases 443 to 2581 code for a protein of 712 amino acids. The transcript is spliced from 4 exons. Gene Ontology annotation, molecular function: metal ion binding. The record is from RefSeq and is a predicted model, not a curated record. NCBI's taxonomy places the organism in Eukaryota, Viridiplantae, Streptophyta, Magnoliopsida, Vitales, Vitaceae.